Molecule: messenger RNA, 1952 nt
Organism: Cinclus cinclus
Lineage: Eukaryota; Metazoa; Chordata; Aves; Passeriformes; Cinclidae
Gene: NR0B2
Product: nuclear receptor subfamily 0 group B member 2
Exons: 4
Coding region: 499-1296 (265 amino acids)
Biological process (GO): circadian rhythm; negative regulation of transcription by RNA polymerase II
Cellular component (GO): cytoplasm; nucleus
Molecular function (GO): transcription corepressor activity; transcription factor binding
Source: RefSeq, a predicted model, not a curated record
UGUUAUGGCGACGGGCCGAGCGAACCGUUGGGCCUCGGUUCCGGCUCUAAACUUUCCUGUCAGGACCUGGGAGCGAGAAGGGCCCCCCGGGCCUCUUUUUCUCCAGGUUGAGCCCCCCACCCCACCCCGCUCCCUCAGCCGCUCCAGGGCUCCGUUCACUUCCCUCGAUACGCUUCAUUUCUGGCUUGCGGAACAUUUUCCCUUUCCCUGUGUUUCCUUGGAGAGACACGGCUCCUCGGCCCAUCACAGCCUGCCAGUUCACUGAGUUCCUCUUCCUCCACCACAACAAGAGGCUUCUGAUCAAGGCCAGGCAAACAGCCACUGAUAAUACAACUUCCAGGUUGCUCUUCCCAAGGCCAGGGCGCCGGGAUCGUUGAACGCCAGGCCCAGACGAGCGCCCUGUGUUUGUCUGUGAACCCUGGCAGCGACACCUGCUCCGUGGGGCCUUGGUGCCAUGGUACAGCCUGGGCUGAGUUUGGACGAGGAGCUGGCUCAGCCAUGAGCACCAGCGUGGAUAUGGGAUGUGAGAGGUGCCAGUGCCACAGCAAGGACAAGCAGCCUGCCAUCCUGUACACCCUGCUGAGCCAGGAGCUGCACCCCGGCGGGGCCCGGCAGCGCUGCCUGUGCCAGCAGCGCCGCGCCGUGUGCCUGCGCACGCCGCACCUCACCUGCCAGGCUGCCUCCGACGUGCUGGUCAAAACCAUCAACUUCAUGAAGAACGUGGCUGCCUUCCACCUGCUGCCACGGGAGGAUCAGCUGCUGCUGCUGCACAGCUGCUGGGUGCCCCUCUUCCUGCUGGGGCUGGUGCAGGAGAUGGUGACCUUCGAGGUGAUGGAGGCCCCGGCCCCCAGCAUGCUCAAGAAGAUCCUGCUCAGCGGCCAGAGCAAAGGGCAGGAGCCUGAGGGGACACAGCCCACGCUGGCGGCCGUGCAGCGGCUGCAGUGGUGCCUCAACAGCUUCUGGAGGCUGGACCUGAGCCCCAACGAGUACACCUACCUGAGGGGAGCCAUUCUCUUCAAUCCAGACAUCCCGGGGCUGAGGGCUCCCCUCUACAUUGAGAGCCUGCAGUGGGAAGCGCAGCGGGCGCUCCGGGAGCUGCUGCACCCCGAGGACCAGGCUCGCUUCUCCCGAAUUCUCCGGGUCAGCUCCUCCCUGAGAUCCAUCCCCGCCGGCCUGGUCACCGACCUGUUCUUCCGGCCCGUCAUCGGGGACGUCGCCAUGGGGCAGCUGCUGGUGGAGAUGCUGUUCGAGGUGACGGGCUGGCCUCAGGCCCCGUGGCUGCCCCUGGCCCGCUGAGCUGGGCUCUGCAGGAGCUCUGUGUUUCACUGGAGGAUCCCUGGAGAAGCAGCUGUGGCUCAGCAGAUUUUACAGCAGCUCCUGCUCUGCCCGGUCUCCAAUCCAGGGAGUCUUUGGGGGUGAGGGGUUCCUUGCCCUGGUCUCAAUUUUUAUUCAUUUUGCUGUGAGCUCCAAGCAGUGAGGGCUGUCCUCAGCUUGAUCCCGUGGUGUCUGAUGGCCUCAGUGGGAUCGCUGACAGAGGGCAAACAUGGAAUUAACUCUGGGUCUGGCUUCUGUGCUUGGAAUCUUAGAAAUACUCAGGAAAUUUCUUCAGGGAAAAAGGGUGUUAAAUCCUACAGGGUGUACAGACUCACCCGUCUUUUCCUUAGAUUCUCUCUUUCCUCCAUAAUUCCAUUAAAUACAAGAGGAUUAAGAGCACUUAGCAGCACCUAAACCUACUGCACCUCAUCUGAGGCUCUGUGCUUUCGUGUCUGUGUGAAAAGUUAAACCCGAGCAGAGCUGGUUUAGUGGGAGAUCCAAACCUCCCUCCCCGGAGUUAAGAGCCAGGUGCACACACAGAAAACUCACUCUUGCUGCCUCCAGCAGGUGAGGUGUCAGUAUUUUAUAAGUGGACAUUCAUGUGGUUUGUAUAUAAGAUGCAAUAAAUUAUUUUUUUA